UGAUAAUUGAUUCGGCCGCGGCGUUCCAGAACACUGGGGUUGUUCGUUAUCAAUAUCAGAAAUCUGCUGAUAUUCAUAGCAACAAUUAAUUCACAGUUAUGAUCAGAAGGAGUUAAGAGACUUGUUUAUUCACCGCAAAGUGAUGGCCGUGGUGUCAAACUCUUCUCUCACCCGGCCUCCGUUCGGAACAUUUCGUCUCCACCUACCCGAGGACUCCGUGGCGACGGAUCAAAGACUAAAGCGACAACAAGCGGCCGGCAGAUUUCCCUCUACGUUUACCACUUAUGACAUUCCCUCGUUUCAAGAGAAAGACGAGGCGUUUUUCCGCCGGUUUGCUGAGCAAGGGGAGCGUCGUGUGGACGCUCCAAGACGCAGUGAUACUCCGGUCGUCGAUCCUAUAAGUGGCUUUACUUCGGUAGGUGCUGAUGCGGAAGAUGGUAAUUAUAAACAGAUCGAACCUCUAGUGAACAAAGAUCAUCGGCCACAAUCAGCUGUUCCGUAUGGUAGACCUAUUGUUUCACCCAUUCCUGACUUGAGAAGUCAAAAUGCUCCCUGGGAAACCAAAAAUAAAGGUAAGGUCUCGUAUUAUGACUCUAACUAACGCAAGCGUUGACAACCGUAAACUGUCAGUCAGUGCUUUUUGUUUAAAUUUAGUUGAUUCAAACUAAGUGUUUUCUUUUUUCUCUAACCAGAUGUAUUACGGUUAAAUUUUUUACUGAUUUAAGUUGUUAUCACACUGGGAGAAAAAUGAACUCCAUUUUAUUACCACGUUUGAGUUACGUUACUACGUAUGGUUGUGCGUGACAAUGUUCAGUCACGCUUCCUACCUUCCCAUGGGGCUUUCCGGUGUACGGCCAGAAGCACCUAUGAAACUUUCUCAAGCGUUUCUUGCCUGUUGGUAACAAGCAAAUAUAUGCUUUAUGUGGAGAAUGGAACUGGAAAUCGCUAAUUUUAUUAUCAUUAUUUAGAGCUAGAACAGCUUGUGCAAUCUCCAAGUCAGUUUCCUGGAUCAAGAGAGGCAAAAGACCUUGCAUCACAAAAGGUAGCUUAAAGAUGGUAUUUAUAUACCUCGCUCUGAUGUUGCUGAUCAGGUUUUCUGUGGAGAUGAAGUUGUAAGAGUGCUAAAAUACUUGCGAUUUGUAAGCGGAGGCGUAAUCUAGGUCAGAAGAAUCAGAACAUUCCCAUUAAUUUCUUCUUUCCACUCCACUUAAGAUUCCAAAAUUGCUUACAGUCUAGUGAAAACCAGACUGUUGGAUUUGGAGGCAGAAGUGGAAGGAUAAAUCAGUCACAAUGCUUUUUCCCAUGCUUUGUAACUGGUUUAGUUCCUGUGCUUCUGCUUUCGAUACUGACAACCAAGUAUUCACUAGGUUAGCUCAUAAGUGCAUGAUGGAGUCAUCAGCAGAAUCAGAAUUCUGUUUUUAGUGGAUCAUAAAUGCUCUACUCUUCUGAUUGUUUAACUUUGACUCUGAAAACCAGUCUUAUGGGCGAUAGCUUGACAAGCGUUGCUCAACAAACUUACACGUACAUGAAGUAACUCUUUGAGUAUUUAAAAAAACACAAAACUAAUCGUCAUGAAAGUCUAAUAGUUUUUACUUCAUUCCUGGUUUAGCUAACUUGAACCUAAUAUCCAUGGAGAUUAGUCUCGGGGGGGUACUGCCAUAUAUGGGCUAUAUGGGUAUGUGCCACCGUGAAGGGUAUGGUUUUCAAGCAGUUUACUCUAGGAUAGGGUAUAUAAAUCAGAGCGUUUGGGUCUAGAAUAGGGUAUCAUUUUUCAGGAAACUGAUCAGUUGGUUGAAGAUUUUCUCUAGACUGGGGAAACAGCUACUCUAGGAUAGGGGGAUUUUGGGAAUUUACUCUAGUAUAGGGUAGCAAAAUUCAGCUGAACUAGCUGUGUAAUAGGUCAAGGGUUCCAGGGUCCCAGCGGCACAUCCCCACCCAGAAAUUCCUAAAGUGCCCCGGGAGAUUAGUCUAAAAAAAGUUUCAUUAAAUCAGAAAAUAGGGUACUGAGUAGGCCAAGCUCAUGAGUAGAUCAUAAAGUACUGACUUUUCUCUUCCAUUUUUUAACCAAAUCUCUGAGGGUUUUUUAUAGACAUGUGCUGUAUUACCCCAAAAUUAAUCAUUGCAUACUUAUAAACGUCAAUGUAUAUUGCUUUUCAAUAAAGCAAAAUUCUCAUUUAUGAAAGAAUCCUUCCCCAGCAACCUACUCUACAGUGGCUUCUUACUAAUUUCUUAAUUACCAAUUAUCUCUUAUUCUUUUAAAUUAUUAUUUAUUUAAUAUUUGUUUUUUAAGGUUCCUACUAGUGAACUGUUAAAGAACAAAGAAUGGAGAGAUGCUGUUGCCACCAGAGCAUUUUAUACAUCAGAAACACAAAAGUAUGUAUUUAAUAUAUAUUUGCUUGUUUGUUAAAGUGACAAUUAAUUUUCUUAAAUUUUAGUCCAGAAAAAUUCCAGCAGUUCUCUAAGCCCUGAAAUAAAAAACAAGUGUAGUCGUACAGUUAUUAUUAGAACGUACCCUACAGCUGAUUACAUUUAUACAGGUAGUUGUAUUCUGACCACACGUGUUGUGAAAAUUAGCGGAGCUCCACGCCCAUGCAUAUAGCUAACUCAAGACAAUUUGUUUAUCAUCCAUCCAAUAAAUUUUGGUACUCUUGUGGUCACUGUGUGUGUCCGCCCGUCUGUCCUUACCACAGAAAGCAAUUAUGCAGUCCUUAUAACUGGUGUGGGACCCUGCCAUCUGAUUUUGUACUUUUAUUUUGGGGUCAAUUAACAGCUGUCAAACAAGGGUGUCUCCUGACCAGUAGCACAUGAUCAUAAUGUGGCCUCAGGUGUCUACCCAUUGAGGUUACAUGGUUUUUUAUGUUCUCUGCUGACAAUUAAGUUACUAGUUUUUAACAGAUCACAGGCUCAGCUCUAAGUGGAUUUCUUUACAUUGGUUGCAAGUUUAUUGUUUGAAUUAAAUUAGCCUUGGCUGAUUGUACAUAUUCAAAAUGUCAGAGAUUGAUCAUUCAAGUUACAUGGCUGAGUGCAGAGUGAGCAAGAUCAGAAAAUUAAGCAACAGAUCGGCUAUCAGUGAGAUAAUUUUUUAAUUUUUUAAAAAAAACAAAUAUAGAAGGAGAGCCAAUUAGUGAAAUAGGCAACGAAUUCCAGAUUUUAGGUCCUCGGUAAAGGAUACUGACUGCUUUAUACUUGUUCUACAAAAAUGAGGUCUAUACUGAGAGGUAGUCGAGUUUCGUAUUGAUGGCCUUGAUUACUACUUAAGAACAAGUCUGUAUGACCACUGAUUAAAUGAAAGAGAUUUAUUUGGUAAUAUCUCAUUUGGCUGCAUAAUUUGACAACCAGGAAAUUCGACAUAAUUUUGUUAGUCUUAUUUUUCACCUUUAACUGCAUGGAAUUACACGUAGAUUUGAGAAGAUGCCAAUGUCUUUCUUCAUUUCUUUGUCAACAGGUUAUACAGUGGAGUUGAUUGGAGCUCCAGAAUCCCCCCUUCCCUCCCUCCCCCGCCCACUACAGUCGAGCUGCAGCCAGACAUGGUGUCUUACAGAUUUGCUAACAAGCGAUAUGCACCCAAGGCUGAAACUUGGCAGGUUAGGAUUUUGUAUUUUAUUUACAUUUAAGUCUUCUGUUCAAUCAAAAGAGGUCUUAUCAGUUUUAGUCAUUUGAGUCACAGAUUCAGUGGAACAUCGAUAUAAACAAACCUAAAUAUAUAGCAAAGCCCUUGAUAUAAUUAAUGAAAUUGUUUACCCUAGUAACUGUAAAAUAUUUGGGGAAAAACCUUGAUAUAUCGAAACCUCGUUACCGGUAUAUCCCUUGACCUUUCAUUACAUGUAUAUUGAGGUUCCACAGGCUGUAUUUCUUCUACAACCAGCUUCUUUCCUCAUGGACACCCUGAUAAUUAUAGUUCGUUUACGCAAAAUCCCCGAGAAAAGAUGUUUGACUCUAGAGAUGCUCUCUGUAAUAAAGAGAGUUAACUGUAUGAAUAAAAAAUUAAUGAUGUUUUGCUUACUUUGAUUUUCUAUUUUUGGUUUUCAGCAAAUUGGUAGCAGACCACACAGCUGGGAUUUUGUGCAGUCAAGGAAUGGAUACCAUACUUAUGGACCCACCAAUUUGUAAGUUGUUGAUAAAUGAGCAGAUCAAGUGCAGCAAAAUAGGAUCUCCAGGAUUUAAAAAGUAAUGUAGGAAGAAUGAAUAAGUGCAGCAAACAGGUAGCAGAAAUCAGAUCUUGAAAUUUAUAAAGUUACAGCAGUAGGACUUACAUGUAGUGAGAUAUUAGGAGUGUGGUUGUGUGUCUUCUGUGACUGGUAGAACUAGCAAGCUAGGCCAGAAAGUCCAGUCAUAAGAAGAAUUCUACUAUUAAUCAGGACUAUCCAGCCAGGUCAUGGAGUCUAUUCUUAAAUAGGUGGUGGACACAGCAGUGAUAGGUUUGCAAAAAUCUGAAAAAGAAAUUUCAUUAUUAAACUGACCGGUCUGGCAGGCCAGUUCUGAGUUUUGGGAAGGGCCCAGGUUAGAAAUGGCAAAAAGUUAAAACAAAAAAAUAGUUUAAUACUUAAGUUGAAAAUAACAUGAAUAUAUGCAGUUUAAAUUAUAACUUACUACAUGUAAGUAAGUAUCUAGUGUCUUUAAGCGGCAGUUGUUUGGCCUGCUAAACAGCCUGCAUUUUUGGGUAGGUCAAGAAUGCGCUGGCAGUCAAUCGACAGCACUGGAGUGGGGGUUAGGAUGUUAAAAUCUCAUGCCAAUAGAGUACCGAAGUGUGACGUCAUAAAAAAUGAAAUUUGUGAAAUUAUGGGAUUUGUUAAGCUAUUCUGAAAGAACAACGUCCAAGACGCCUACUCGCCAAAAAUUAGCAAUUUGGGGCAAAUUGCCUCUGAGGUAUUAGCCCAGUUAUGCUCCGAUGACUCCAUACAAAUCCUUCUAAAUCUUACCUGGUUCCUAAUGUUAUGAACCAAGCCAAAUUUAGAAGGAUUUGUAUGGAGUCAUCAGAGCAUAACUGGGCUAAUAUCUCAGAGACAAUUUGCCCCAAAUUGCUAAUUUUUGGCGAGUAGGCGUCUUGGACGUUGUUCUUUCAGAAUAGCUUAACAAAUCCCAUAAUUUCACAAAUUUCAUUUUUAUGACGUCAUCACUUCGGUACUCUAUGCUUAGUGUUGUAAUACCUAGUUUUGAGGAAAGAAAAAGAAUUGUUUUGAAGUCCAGCAGUUUUUUUUUUUUUCACUCAGAUCAGGGCAGGACAAUGAUUACUACCAUCCUUCACAUGUGAUGGGAUGAAGCCUAUUUUACUAUCCUGACAUGAAUUGUUCUUUAUGUUUUCAUAGCUGCAGCCCAAGCAAGAAGACUGGGCAUAUCCCGGGAUACAGGUUUGCUUUGCAUUUAUUUUUUUACCUUGAUCUGGCCAUAAGGAACGACUUUUAAACUACCAUUUUGCCUCAAGUUCGAAUUAUUAUGAAAGUCAGUUAUAAAAUGCGUUUGUUUUUUCUGAAGUUUGUAACUGCAGUUUGUGUGCUAUACAUUUUGCCUAUAUUAUUGACAUUGUGAAAUAUGAUCCAUGGGGUACUCAACAAAGUUUUAUAUAAAGAGGCUCUGCCUUCAGACCCAACCACUUACUUUUGCAUAUACAUUGUACCUUUUUUGGCAGAAAACGUACGCCUUUUGUAUAUCUUCUUUUGACAAAUGGUACCCCUUUCUUAUACCUACAUGUAGUUAAGAGCCUGGCAUCCCUUUUACUGCCGCAAAAACACUCUAUGUUAAAUAUGGAUAAAUCAUAAAAAACAGAACGUUUUUGAAAUGCCUCUUUAGGCUUGUUACAGACGGGAAUGACAUAUUUAACUACCCUUUUAUAUACUUCAACAAGUGAGAUUCCUACCUUUCAUAUAUCUAAGGCCUGGAAAUAGGUACCUGUACCCCGUUUGGGUGGAGCCACCCCUUAUAGGCCAUAGGAAGUAUCUAACCCCCCGGGGAAGUGAUGUGAAAGCUAAAAUUUUGAAACAACCCGUAGAACAUUUACAAUCACAAGUCAGUUGUUCGUACAUGAAGCUAAUUGCUGACAGUUUAAAAAGAGGAAAAUCAUCAAAUACCGUAAAUCCUCUAAUAAGCCCCCUCUUUUCAGGGAAAGGAAGUUAAUAAGCCCCCUCCCUCCCCUGCCCUAAUUAUUCUUCACUGAUAAAGGAUAGACUGUAUUAAUCAAUCAUGACUGUAAAACUAGAAUAGAAUAACUCUUUAUUUUAACACAGUAAAAUUCAUCAGGAGUAUAAAAAAUAAAUAAAUACAUAAACCUAACUACCCUAAACACUAUGCAAAACUAUCUACAACUAACCUAGCUAAGACUUGUUUUUUCAUGAAUGCGGUGUACACAAUUACUUAAAAAAUCAAAAAUUCAGAUGAGCCAAUCGUUUAAAUUGACUUAAAGAUUUAGCCUCUCUCAUAUCACAGGGCAGGCUGUUCCAGGGAACUGAAGCUGUUCUUCAUGAAGUUAGUUCGCGGGAAUGUGACAAUUAGUUUGUUAACAGAGUCCCUUAGGGAGUAGACCGUUCGUUGUCUUCCUGUAAGCGUUACGUUUUCGUUUUUUUCAGUGGACAUUCCCCUGGUUACGGAGAAAGAGAUCAUCCAAGAAAAACCUUUAUUCCUAUCGCUGUAUUACGGGCUUCAAAACCGAGAUAUACAGACACAGCAAAGUAAGUUUUUUUGUUCCCGUUUAUUGGUAAAUAGAGCCUAACUCUGUAAGAUGAUUUAUGGUGCAUUUCUUAUUACAGCUUUUAAUUCGCUGACAUUGGCCUUAACACAUUUAUUUUCGUAUUGUCAGGCGUGGCAAUAUCCCCGGUUACGCUGGUUGUGUGCUGUUUUCAGCUCAUCAUCCAAGUCACAGUAGAGAACCAGAUCCAAAAACUUGUACAACGGCAAGAGUUCACAGGUAUGGGUAUAUACUGAUCGGAAAUCGCUCAGAUUGUCUCGUCAGGAUUUUUAAACUCUGAGAUUAUUUGAGAUAAAGUGGGUAAGCCUCUAGGUACAUCCGAGUUUCUUUUCGGACUUGAAUGAAUAAUCAAUUUGUUUGCCGUUUAACGCCCUUUGAGUAUCAAGCAUGAGACGCAGUGUUCCAUCACCAGAUGAAACACCGAAAAAAGAGUUGAAAACACAACGCGCGGCUAAGAAUUUUUGACGAAAUUCGAGGUUUUUCAUCUGAUGAUGGGCCCAAUUCUAGUUUACGUUAUUUUUUUUUUAAGUAGAAAACGAACAAACUGGCAAAUGAAUAAAAACGGUGAAUGAUAGACCAUUUUACAGUUGUGUGCUCAGUGUCCAGGCCUUUGAGUAGAGGCGAGGCGAGACGACAUUGUUUUGGUUCAUGUGCAUAUCGUGUCAUUCUUACGCUGAAAAGGCCGUGAACAUCAUCAUAUAAAAAAAAUAGAAAGGUUAAAAAAUCUUGUGUCUCCUUCUGCCUCGCUUUCAUUUGAACUGUUUUAUGGCGAACAUUAUUUGAAUCUUGAACGUUUCUUGUCAACAGGGAGCUCAAACUGCCAUCAAAAGUUCAACUGUCGCCAUUCAGACACAAAGGGCCAAUGUCAAAGAUGGUGACAUUAACGCGCCCGUACAAUCCAUUUAACAAAGUUUAGAACUGACUAUUCCUUCCAAGUCACGACAGCGGGUGGCAUGGCUUAUGAUGUGUGUGACGUUUGGUACGUGUGGAAUGAAAGGAUUUCGAUCUACUUGCACACUCUACAGCAACAAACCUUUAUAUGCAGUGAACGUGCUAAGGUUCGGUGCAGCCUAUUUUCCUUUCGUAAACGGUCGUUGCCUGAUUUUUAACGGUCGAUGCCACCAUUGGCAACCAAGUCUUUAGUCAUGAUAGAUGUAAUAUAUUCCCUGGAUGAAGCUACAAUAAAGCAAACGAUACGUUUUUUAAUAGGCUUAGAAAGAACGACGUUGAAGGCUAAAUUGAAUUUACGUUAAAAGUUAUGGAAUGGGCUAGGGUCACCUGUUAUUGAUGUAUCGGUUAAGAAAGACAGUCUGCUGUUUAUGUACUUAAUUUGUUCGGAAUUUUGGUGUGUCGGUGUGGUAGUGUAGUGGUAAGCAGGGCUUCUGAUAGGUCGCGGAAGAAAAAGGCAAAUUUCGCGGGAUUUUUAGGGACAAAUUCGCGGAAAAAUCGCCGAUUUCGCGGAAAUUUUUGGGGACAAACUUCAACAAAAAGCUAUCGGCAAAAAACGGUCGAUUUUGUGGUUAUGUUCAAGGCAAAUUUCGCUAGAAAUCGAUCGGUUUUGCGCUGAUCAGACCAGCGUUUAACGUUUUCUAACAGAGUUCAUCAUUUGCUCUUUCAACAACAAUACGCUCCAGAAAUGAACCAAUGGCAAAGCUUUUAACAUCAUGGCUAGUGCCCAGUUUUUCGCAACAUAAUUUACGCCUGGUAGUGUCGGGACGUUGUUUGCACGUUUCAGUGACGAAGUUCCAAGAUAAAUUUGCAAGUUUACGGCAAGUUAAUAGCCCCUAUGUUUCAACUAUGUUGUACAGGCAUGUAUUUGAUAAGAUUUCUACCGAAUUUGGCGGUCUUUUUCGUGUUUUGUGAAUUUCACGGCUCCGCGACCGCGCGAAAUAUCAGAAGCCCUGGGUAAGGGAGAGAGAUUAUCAUACGAAAGGUCCAGGUUCAAACCUGGGUUGCGGUCUUCGUUCUUUUUAAUAGAAACACUCUCAAUAACAGGUCAAUCUUUUUUCAUUGUAAAAAUGGCAGCGACCAUUACGGAAAGGAAAUUUGCGUCUCAGUGCUUUGAACAAGGACUAACUCAAGGCUAGUACAUGCGCACCUUGUAGGUAGUCCCAUUUUUUGUCUUCUUGGAUUAGGAAGAGAAUUACAGUCUCUGCCUGAAUAAAGUCAAGCCUUUGCAGUCGCCGCAGCCCGAACUCCUUCUCGGUUAGUCAAUCUUGUUUCAUCUCGUCAAACUUUUCUUUUUUUCUUCCGAGGACGAGCAACCGAGUAAAAAUAAACCGUCAGUCAUAACUGAGCCCACUGUACCAAUUGCCCGGCUUUUAGGCUUGGGUUCGAAAAAAUCCUGGCAACAUACCGCACAUGCUCAACAAAGAUGUUACUCGAUUCAUACAGAGUCUUUCCUCGAAUACCCUAAAAUCAAGCAGGCGAAAGAAAGGCUCUCCUGGUAGGAUAGUGCAUGCGGUUCUAAAGUGCUAUCUGAGUAAGCUACGGACAUUGUUGCGCACAAUUUUGCAGCAGUCGAAGCUGCUUUUACUUUUGCAACAUUGCGCGUAAUCAAUUUUGUCCACUGUAGCAUUUGGCCGUGUCAGCGUGGAAAGUUUUCUCGAGUUCGAGUAACAUUUUUUCUAUAAUUUUCCCUUAGGUUAGUAUGCUAUAUUUAUGUACGAGGUCGUUUCUCAACGUUUAAAACGUUGCCCUCAACACGAGUUGUGCUGUAAGUCUUUCGCAGAGACUGACACCUUGUGUCCUAUAGUUUCCUUCAAAGAGGAAAUUUUUUGAUUCACUGUUCGAAAACAACAACAAUGAGAAAGUUAUUGGCUAAAAAUUUUCGCCCUAAUUUGGAACUUUUGUACAUUCACAAUUUUGUUGCCAAGACGCUAGCAAAUGAAUUUCUGGUAUAUUCGCAAUGACCGGUCACCUCAUUAAACAAGUUUUUUCGGCUGUUUUUAAAUUUCCCACAGAAAACAUCUUUUUUUCCAUAUACGUGACCAAGGAUUUUUUUUGGUUUUGCAUGGCGUCAUCGUGAA
Porites lobata is the source of this 9708-nucleotide messenger RNA. The record is from the annotation of a GenBank genome assembly. Lineage: Eukaryota; Metazoa; Cnidaria; Anthozoa; Scleractinia; Poritidae.